AUGGCUGCGACGACCGAGGUCACUCCCGAACAUGUGCUGCAGCUGACGGCACCGAGCACUGGGUUCCUUUGCCCAAUCACAGCUAACACGUACAAUAUUGAGUUUUAUUCCUUCGUUGUUCGCGACGCGGACACCAAACAAGUUAUGUUUGAAGUAGAGCGAGAUGCCAGCACAUAUCCCUCUGUGGCAUCCCUCGCUCAACUCCCAGAAGAGCAACAACAGGCGGCACGGACCAUAUUUUACCGCUUCCCGCCAUCAAUGCUCCGAAAGCAGCGCGUGUCUGCCACCCUUUUAUUUGGCGUCAACGGCGAUAAACCGGUGCCGGAUCUUCGUAUGAUUGAACGACAUUACUUCCGCAACACCCUCGUAAAGACAUUUGAUUUUAAAUUUGGCUUCUGCAUCCCACACUCCCGCAAUACAUGGGAGGCGGUGUAUGAUGUGCCGCAAUUCAAUGCAGAAUGGCUCGAGGCAAUAGAGAAGGGCACCAAUGAGAUGACGAGCGACAGUUUUUACUUCGCUGAUGGGCGACUCAUUAUGCACAACAGGGCAUUUUAUGACUACAGUGCACCAGAGGAGGAAUUCACUAAAUAA
Molecule: messenger RNA, 591 nt
Organism: Trypanosoma brucei brucei TREU927
Lineage: Eukaryota; Euglenozoa; Kinetoplastea; Trypanosomatida; Trypanosomatidae
Exons: 1
Coding region: 1-591 (196 amino acids)
Biological process (GO): lipoprotein transport; cilium assembly
Cellular component (GO): cilium
Molecular function (GO): lipid binding
Source: RefSeq, a predicted model, not a curated record